CUCUUUUCCGUUUGCGCAGUCUGACAGUACGGACACGUGAAAUUUUUUAGCUUGCUAAAGACAAAUAUUUUCUACACAAAAUGGAUAAACCAGUUGUUUUGGCUCGUGUCAUGAAAGUUUUGGGUCGUACAGGAUCCCAAGGACAAUGUACACAGGUGAAAGUUGAAUUCAUCGGAGAACAAAAUCGUCAAAUUAUCCGCAACGUUAAGGGUCCAGUACGUGAAGGCGAUAUCCUCACCUUGUUGGAAUCUGAACGUGAAGCCAGACGUCUUCGAUAAAUUUUCAACACACAAUUAUUCGUUUCUUAAGACAACAAAAAGCGAAAAAUGUUUUUCAUCAAGUGAACGGACACAUACACAACAACAAUUGCACGGUGGCCGCAAUUUGUCAUCGUUUGCCAGCCCCAGUUCGAGUGCAUUUUAAUAACACACAUGUAAUCGGAUUCGUGCAUUGAAUAAAACUUAUUCAUUUGAUGAACAAA
Contarinia nasturtii (swede midge) is the source of this 481-nucleotide messenger RNA. It is a transcript of the gene RpS28b, whose product is annotated as 40S ribosomal protein S28. Gene Ontology annotation, molecular function: structural constituent of ribosome. NCBI's taxonomy places the organism in Eukaryota, Metazoa, Arthropoda, Insecta, Diptera, Cecidomyiidae. Bases 81 to 278 code for a protein of 65 amino acids. Gene Ontology annotation, biological process: ribosomal small subunit assembly; maturation of SSU-rRNA; translation. Gene Ontology annotation, cellular component: cytosolic small ribosomal subunit; ribosome. The transcript has 2 exons. The record is from RefSeq and is a predicted model, not a curated record.